AUGCUCCGCCUGGGCAGCCUCCUCCGGCUCCUGACUUUGAUGAAGUUGCCCUGCUGCCUGCUGGAGUUUCUCCUCUCGGAGGCGGCCCAGGGGCAGGAGAUGUACGCGCCGCACUCCAUCCGGCUCGAGGGGGACAUCACCCUGGGCGGCCUUUUCCCCGUCCACGCCAAGGGACCCACGGGCGUGCCUUGCGGGGACAUCAAGAAGGAGAACGGCAUCCACAGGCUGGAGGCGAUGCUGUAUGCGCUCGACCAGAUCAACAGCGACCCGGACCUGCUGCCCAAUGUCACGCUGGGCGCUCGCAUCUUGGACACUUGCUCCCGAGACACCUACGCCUUGGAGCAGUCCCUCACUUUCGUGCAGGCUCUCAUCCAGAAGGACACCUCCGACGUGAGGUGCACCAACGGGGAGCCGCCGGUGUUUGUCAAGCCGGAAAAAGUAGUUGGCGUGAUCGGGGCGUCGGGAAGUUCCGUGUCCAUUAUGGUGGCCAACAUCCUGCGACUCUUCCAGAUCCCACAAAUCAGUUAUGCCUCAACUGCACCAGAGUUGAGUGAUGACAGGCGCUAUGAUUUCUUCUCACGUGUGGUUCCUCCAGAUUCCUUCCAAGCGCAAGCAAUGGUGGACAUUGUAAAAGCUUUGGGAUGGAAUUAUGUAUCCACUUUGGCAUCUGAAGGGAAUUAUGGAGAAAAAGGAGUCGAGUCCUUCAUGCAAAUUUCCAGAGAGGCAGGUGGGCUCUGCAUUGCUCAGUCCCUGAAAAUCCCACAGGAUCGCAAAGACAAAACCAUCGACUUUGAUAAAAUUAUCAAGCAGCUUCUAGAAACUCCUAAUGCCCGGGCCAUCAUUAUUUUUGCCAAUGAUGAGGACAUAAAGCAGAUCCUUGCAGCUGCUAAAAGGGCAGAUCAAGUUGGUCAUUUUCUAUGGGUGGGGUCCGACACUUGGGGCUCCAAAGUGAGUCCGUUAAUUCAGCAAGAAGAUGUUGCUGAAGGAGCAAUCACCAUUCUGCCUAAGAGAGCAACCAUAGAGGGGUUUGAUGCUUAUUUUACCUCGCGUACUCUGGAGAACAACAGAAGGAAUGUGUGGUUUGCAGAAUACUGGGAGGAGAACUUCAACUGCAAGUUAACCAUCAGCGGAUCAAAAAAGGAAGACACGGAUCGUAAAUGCACAGGGCAGGAGAGAAUUGGCAAAGAUUCCCAUUAUGAGCAAGAAGGGAAAGUUCAGUUUGUGAUUGAUGCUGUAUAUGCCAUGGCUCACGCCCUCCAUCACAUGAGCAAGGACCUUUGUGCUGAUUACCCAGGGGUCUGUCCGGAGAUGGAACAAGCAGGAGGCAAAAAGUUGUUGAAGUACAUACGCAGCGUUAACUUCAACGGCAGUGCUGGCACUCCAGUGAUGUUUAAUAAAAAUGGUGAUGCACCAGGGCGCUAUGACAUCUUUCAGUACCACACAACGAACACCAGCACCCCAGGCUACCGGCUCGUUGGUCAGUGGACAGAUGACCUUCAACUCAAUAUUGAGGAAAUGCAGUGGGGUAAAGGAGUGCGUGAAAUCCCGUCCUCAGUCUGCAGUCUGCCAUGCAAACCUGGAGAGAGGAAGAAGAUGGUCAAAGGGAUGCCUUGCUGUUGGCACUGUGAGCUCUGCGAUGGGUACCAGUACCAAGCUGAUGAGGUGACUUGUUUGCUCUGCUCAUAUAACGAGCGACCCAAUGAGAACCGGACUGGCUGCCGUUCAAUACCCAUUGUCAAGUUGGAAUGGCAUUCUCCGUGGGCAGUGAUACCAGUCUUUUUGGCUAUGCUUGGAAUUAUUGCCACCAUUUUUGUAAUGGCAACGUUCAUUCGAUAUAAUGACACUCCCAUUGUCCGGGCGUCCGGAAGGGAACUCAGCUAUGUCCUAUUAACAGGAAUAUUUCUUUGUUACAUAAUUACUUUCCUGAUGAUUGCCAAACCAAAUGUUGCAGUGUGCUCCUUCCGGCGUAUCUUCUUGGGCUUGGGAAUGUGCAUCAGCUAUGCAGCCCUGUUAACUAAAACAAACCGCAUCUACCGCAUAUUUGAACAGGGCAAAAAAUCAGUGACAGCACCUAGGCUUAUAAGCCCAACAUCACAGCUGGCAAUCACGUCGAGUUUAAUAUCUGUUCAGCUUCUGGGUGUCUUUAUUUGGUUUGCUGUUGACCCACCCAACAUCAUCAUAGAUUAUGAUGAGCAGAAAACUAUGAACCCUGAUCAAGCCAGAGGAGUUCUCAAAUGUGACAUUACGGAUCUACAAAUCAUUUGUUCCUUGGGGUAUAGCAUUCUUCUAAUGGUUACGUGUACUGUGUAUGCCAUCAAGACUCGGGGUGUCCCAGAGAAUUUUAAUGAAGCUAAACCCAUUGGAUUCACAAUGUACACUACCUGUAUAGUGUGGCUUGCCUUCAUUCCAAUAUUUUUUGGCACUGCUCAGUCAGCUGAAAAGGCCCUGCUGCAAAAAAGAAGUACGUCAGUUAUAAUAAUCUGGUUAUCUAGUCCGUUUUGUCAGAUGGAGUUGAGGAAGGAUGAGGCCUUUCAUCCAUUCAGUCACCCGGACUGGCACAGAUCUCUUCCUGACCUGCAAGGUAUCUGCAGCAGGAGGAGUGAAGGCCAGGCAGUCAUUGUGGAGACAAAUGUUAGAGAAUCCAAGAGUUCUGAACAGCUGCUAUAUGAAAUAUCCCUCAUUAUUCUUGGCUUAGUAAGUCACUGGCACUGCCAUUAGGCUGUGACCUUGGACCUUCUCUGUGUAUGGGAGUUACAAUACCCGAGUACCCAGCUCUGAUACAUGAGGACUGAGCUCCCUAUGGGUGAACUGCAUUUACCAACAAUGACUUUGAAGGGGCUAAUUCUGUCUUUAUAUGUACUUCCAGACUGCAAGUUUUUGAACCUUCUGUACAGUUUGUGGGGAUUUUUGCAUAUUGCCAUCCAUGUUGUUUCAAGUUCACUGUUUGUUUUUUGAAUGCACAGUUUCACUGAGAUCCUAUUCUCUCAGACUUAGUACAUUAAAAAAAAAAUCUAAGGAUUUAAAAGACCUAUGUACAUGACUUGUAUGACUACUAUUGUAUCACUGCAAUCCAUAUACAUUAUUUUUUUUAAUUAAAAAAAAGAAUUUAAAGACCAAAAACUGUGCUGGCAAAGUUAGCCCUCCCUCCCACCACCACCACCCCCCCACCCCCCAGCCUUUCACAACUUUGAUGGGCUGCAGAGGAAGCAGAAAGGAUUUUUGCUGAGUUUAGUUGAGGUCUUGAUAUUUGGAAUGCAUGCCAGUAAUGUAUUUUAUGGUACAUGUUAAUAAUUUAUGUUUGAUAUUUGUAUUUGUGUUUAUUUUGUUAUUUUAUUUAAGGUAAAUGACUAUUUUGCAAUAAUUUCAAUAAUUCUUACGGUAUUUGGAAGAAAGAAUAUGGCUUUUACAUGUCUUGAGGUUUUUCUCUGUUGGUGCCCCAACAUGAUUGACCAGUGUGAUAAGGACUUUAAAAAAGCAUGUAUGUUUUAUACUGUUUGUAAUAAGUAAUUUCGUUAAUCUUGCUGCUUAUGUGCCAAUUUAGUGAAAACAAUCUUUGCCGCUAACUCCUCCCUUCCUUUCCAUUCUCUCAAUCCUGUGAUAUUAUCCAAGAAUGUAUCAAUAAAAGAUUUUGGUUAACUUUU
Molecule: messenger RNA, 3641 nt
Organism: Rhea pennata
Lineage: Eukaryota; Metazoa; Chordata; Aves; Rheiformes; Rheidae
Gene: GRM7
Product: glutamate metabotropic receptor 7
Exons: 9
Coding region: 1-2718 (905 amino acids)
Biological process (GO): regulation of synaptic transmission, glutamatergic; G protein-coupled glutamate receptor signaling pathway
Cellular component (GO): plasma membrane
Molecular function (GO): group III metabotropic glutamate receptor activity
Source: RefSeq, a predicted model, not a curated record